AUGUCCAACCCUGACAAUUACACUGUUGGCUGGAUCUGCGCUGUCUGCCCCGAAUACGUUGCUGCGCGGGUUCUUCUUGACGAAAUGCACCCUCCUCCUGCAUAUGUGUCACGACAUGACAACAAUGCCUACACUUUGGGCAGAAUCGGUCAACACAAUAUCGUCGUGGCUGUUAUGCCCGACGGAGAAUACGGCAUCAACGCCGCCGCAGCUGUUGCUCGAGACAUGAUGCAUAGCUUCCCAAAUGUCAGGCUGGGCCUGAUGGUGGGAAUCGCUGGCGGCGUGCCCAGUGCGAAGCACGACAUCAGACUCGGUGAUGUUGUUGUUAGCUACCCUCGCGAUGGCAACGCUGGCGUCUUUCAGUAUGACUUUGGCAAGUCCGUUCAAGGACAGGCCUUUCAGGCGAGUGGUUUCCUCAACCAGCCGCCGCAAAUCCUACUGGAGGCCGUUCGUCGUGUGAUGGGGGUUUACGAGGCUAAAGGGCAGACUCUUGACAAGACUGUCUCGGAGGCCCUGAACCGGAAGCCGAGACUGCUCAAGGACUACUCACGACCGAGCCCUGCAAGCGAUCGCCUCUUCCGCAGCGACUAUGUUCAUCCCGUGGAGAACAAGGCAGGCUGCGCAGGCCACUGUGAUAGGGACGCCAGAAAACUGGUCAAGAGAGCCCCUCGGCCUCGUGGUCACGAAAGAGAACCUGUCGUCCACUAUGGCUUGGUUGCUUCUGGGAACUCGGUCGUUAAGAACGCCCAGCUGCGGGAUAAGCUAUCGCGAGACAAGGAUGUUCUCUGCUUUGAGAUGGAGGCUGCUGGACUCAUGAACCAUUUCCCCUGCUUGGUCAUCCGUGGAAUCUGUGACUAUUCGGACUCACACAAGGCCAAGGAAUGGCAGGGCUACGCAGCUAUGGCGGCUGCUGCCUAUGCAAGGGACAUCCUGUUGAACACUGGGUCUGGACGGCCCGAGGUGGAGAGGGUGCCGUACAAGCCUGGAAGGAGGUGA
Fusarium keratoplasticum is the source of this 996-nucleotide messenger RNA. RefSeq names its product PNP-UDP-1 domain-containing protein. Gene Ontology annotation, biological process: nucleoside metabolic process. Lineage: Eukaryota; Fungi; Ascomycota; Sordariomycetes; Hypocreales; Nectriaceae. The transcript has a single exon. The record is from RefSeq and is a predicted model, not a curated record. The coding region runs from base 1 to 996 and encodes 331 amino acids. Gene Ontology annotation, molecular function: catalytic activity.